Polychytrium aggregatum is the source of this 1178-nucleotide messenger RNA. RefSeq lists its product as uncharacterized. Bases 305 to 919 code for a protein of 204 amino acids. The record is from RefSeq and is a predicted model, not a curated record. Lineage: Eukaryota; Fungi; Chytridiomycota; Chytridiomycetes; Polychytriales. The transcript is spliced from 2 exons.
UCCUUUCCUUUCUUUUUGGUCGCCCAUUUGGUCGCCGUUUCGGUCGCCGUUUCGGUUUCGGUCUCGUCCAAACUCGUCUCCCCUCGUCUCGUCCACGCUCUUCUUUCGCUCCGUCUCACUCUCGUCCAAUUCCGCUUUCAGUCCCUUUCACCCUCUCGCCGUCCAAGCCAGAGGACUUCCCCGCCAUCCUGUCUCCUCCCGAUUGUCGCUGAUGGGAUCACCCCCUUCGCUCUGAUCCCCUUGCCCUCCCACACUCUCCUUUCCUUCAUCUCCCGCAUCUCACCCUUAUUGUUCGUCUGUGCAAAUGAGAGCCUCCGUUACCUCGUCCAACUCCCACUCGACAUGCUCGUCCGCCAAGACCUCAACCUCGCUCUCGACCCGUUCUUCCCAGAAACAGGCAAAGCCAUGCAACAACCCCUUCAUGGACCGCGAGCUCGUUGCCCUCUCGUUCAUGGUCACUGAUCCGAUAAAGGAGCUUGGAUGCGAGGGAACCCUGGACAUCUGGCUCGUCAGCGACACCAUCGAGGAGUUUGACUGCAUGCUCGAACGCUACCCCAACGACCUGCAGUUCCACCGCGAUGUUCUCUCUGUCGGUGCCGCUUUCCUGCGAAAGGCCAUAUGCCAGAAGGUCGGCUCUCAGGAGCGCUUCCAGGCCGCCACCGAUGCCAUCGAUUUUUUCUCGGCCAUCUGGGAGCUAUACCCGAAAAACCCUACCGCCGCCCGCAAGGCCGUCGCCUCGCUCAAGGGCGGCUGGUGGAAGACCGGAGGCACCGUGCGGGACUACAUUUCCGUUGCUGCCGAUGCCUCCCGGGGCAAGCGCUCGUGGCUGCCGUGGAAGUCCUAUGCGCCAUCCCCCGAGCUCUGCAAGUCGCCGGCGCCUGCCCCCGUCACCAUCUCGCCGGGUCUUGCGACGGUGUAAUCCACUCUCCCCCAUCCGAGCAUGCCACAGCCCAGCUCGGUGCUGUCGUUCGUGCUCUCUUCCUAUGGCACUGUCUCCGCACCCGUCUAUGGGCUACAUACUCCUCUGCCACUCCUAAUCUCUGGCUUGAUCGCGACCCCGACCCCGAGCAAGCAUGUUCCUCUGGAUCCUAUCAAGGUCGACUCGCCUGCACCCUCGAUACCGCCAUCUAUGCUCACUGUGCCUGGUGGGUCGAUGGAAUUCGAUCCUCCUCGAUGGU